CCGCAAAAUUGACAGAUAAGAAACGUCAAAAAAGUGGAAGUGGCUGCACCGCACCCAAAAUAAACCUAAAUUCGGCUUUAUUUGUGACUGAUUGGUGCAGUUUUGUUGAAAUUUACAAAAUAAAAUGGGUGAUCACCUGCCAGCAUGCGUUAUUGACGUGGGAACUGGCUAUACGAAGCUAGGGUUCGCCGGCAACAAGGAACCGCAGUUUAUCAUUCCCUCAGCCAUAGCGAUAAAAGAAACGGCGAAAGUAGGCGAUCAGAGCACUCGUCGCAUGACUAAAGCCGUCGAGGACUUAGAUUUCUUCAUCGGGGAUGAAGCGUUCGACGCUACUGGAUACUCCGUGAAGUAUCCGGUGCGUCAUGGACUCGUCGAAGAUUGGGACUUGAUGGAGCGAUACAUCGAGCAAUGCGUGUUCAAAUACCUCAGAGCCGAGCCUGAGGAUCAUCACUUCUUGCUGACCGAGCCUCCACUGAACACGCCGGAGAAUCGGGAGUACUUAGCGGAGAUUAUGUUUGAGUCUUUCAACGUGCCAGGCUUGUACAUAGCGGUGCAAGCCGUACUAGCCCUCGCUGCGUCGUGGAAGUCGCGCACGUCGGUCAAACGCACCUUUACGGGCAUCGUAGUAGACAGCGGUGAUGGUGUAACCCACAUUGUGCCAGUAGCAGAGGGUUAUGUCAUCGGAUCUUGCAUCAAGCACAUUCCAAUUGCUGGCAGAAACAUCACAUCUUUCAUCCAGUCACUUCUCCGUGAAAGAGAAGUGGGCAUCCCACCGGAGCAAAGUCUCGAAACUGCCAAAGCGAUAAAAGAGAGAUACAGUUAUAUUUGUCCUGACAUAGCUAAAGAGUUUGCCAAGUAUGACUCAGACCCAGGAAAAUGGAUGAAGAAAUACACAGGAACCAAUGCCAUUACUAAAAAUCCAUUCUCUGUUGAUGUUGGUUAUGAGAGGUUUUUGGGGCCAGAAAUAUUCUUCCAUCCUGAAUUUUCAAAUGCAGAUUUCACGGUACCUUUGAAUGAAAUGGUUGACGAGGUGAUCCAGUCAUGCCCCAUUGAUGUGAGGAGGGGUUUGUACGGCAACAUUGUGUUGUCUGGAGGGUCAACUAUGUUCCGUGACUUUGGAAGGAGGUUGCAGAGAGAUAUUAAGCGCACAGUCGAUGCUAGGUUGAAGCUUUCUACAAUGUUGUCAGAAGGACGUAUUACGCCUACACCUAUUGAUGUGCAGGUGGUAUCGCACAACAUGCAGAGGUACGCUGUGUGGUUUGGAGGUAGUAUGUUGGCCUCCACUCCGGAGUUCUACCAGGUGUGCCACACUAAGCAAGCGUACAUGGAGUAUGGGCCAAGCAUCUGCAGACACAACCCUGUCUUUGGAACCAUGACAUAAUGCCUUUACAAUUGCCAGUAUUCAAGCAA
Messenger RNA from Ostrinia furnacalis (Asian corn borer), 1410 nucleotides. It is a transcript of the gene Arp3, whose product is annotated as Actin-related protein 3. The coding region runs from base 125 to 1381 and encodes 418 amino acids. The transcript has a single exon. The record is from RefSeq and is a predicted model, not a curated record. NCBI's taxonomy places the organism in Eukaryota, Metazoa, Arthropoda, Insecta, Lepidoptera, Crambidae.